GUGAGCUGGUCUGCAGCUGCACGGCACACACAAACGUCUUUCUUCUCUGAUUUGUGUAUGUCUGACUGUUCGCAAGAAGUUUACUUUUCAUGUGAAGGAUUAUUUUACUAUUUUGACCCCAAAGUAUUUAGCGGCAUCACAGACUUUUCUGCGCUGAACUAUCAACGAUUAAUUGGGGUCUUUACAUCAACCUCCACAGACCUGAGCACAAUGUUGAACAACAGGGAUCGCUGGAAGGUGUACAAAAGGGUGGCUGUCAUGUUCUGCCUGGCAGUGGUAGCACUCACUGUUGUCCAGAGAGGAAGCAUCAACAUGGGGGCUCCGUUCGAACUCGAGAGGAGGGCUCGCAUGGAUGCUUCAGAGGGAGUGGAGUCUGGAGCUUUACAUUCCUCUCAGAGGAUAAAAGGUUUUUGGAAGGCAAGCAAACACCAGCCUAGACAGUCAACCACCCGGGAACCUAGUGUUACUGAAGACAACAGCGCUACAACUUGGGAUGUAACCAGCUCUAACUGUAGCGCCAACCACAAUCUCUCAGGCCAGGAUUGGUUUCGGGGACUGGAGGAAAAUUUCAAGCAGUUCAUGCUUUAUCGACACUGUCGUUACUUCCCAAUGCUCCUCAACCACCCUGAGAAGUGCUCAGGGGACAUAUAUUUACUCAUGGUGAUCAAGUCGGUGGCCACCCAGCAUGACCGUAGAGAGGUCAUUCGGAAAACCUGGGGGAAAGAGCGAGUGUUGAAUGGCAAGAGGAUAAAGACACUUUUCCUACUUGGUAAACCAUCCAACCACGCUGAAAGGGCAAACCAUCAGAAGCUUGUGGAGUAUGAGAACCACAUCUAUGGGGAUAUCCUCCAGUGGAACUUUUUGGAUAGCUUCUUUAAUCUCACACUUAAGGAGACCCAUUUUCUCAAAUGGUUUCACACAUACUGCCCAAAUGUUCACUACAUCUUCAAGGGGGAUGACGAUGUCUUUGUCAAUGUGGAGAAUAUUUUCGAGUUCUUAGACAGCACUAGCCAUGCGAGGAAUCUCUUUGUAGGGGAUGUGAUUUUCAAGGCCAGGCCAAUCCGUAAAAAGGAAAAUAAGUACUAUAUCCCACAAGCUCUAUAUAACAAGACCCAUUACCCUCCGUAUGCAGGUGGAGGGGGAUUUCUGAUGGAUAAAACUGUGGCGAGGAGGCUUCACUGGGUAGCAGACACCCUGGAGUUGUACCCCAUUGAUGAUGUCUUCUUGGGUAUGUGCCUUGAGGUCCUUCAUGUCACUCCGAUAAAACACAAUGCCUUUAAGACGUUUGGCCUUGUGAAAAACAAAAGCAGUAAGUUGAACAGAGAACCUUGUUUCUUUAGGAGCAUGAUCGUUGUGCACAAACUGCUCCCAAUGGAACUUAGACGCAUGUGGAAUCUGGUCAACAGUGACUUGGUCUGCUCGCAAAAGGUUGAGAUCCUAUAGCUUGGCGGGGACGAGGAAAAGACAGCACCAACACACAAGCUGAAUCGUGAUGUUUGCCAAAAUAGUUUAAGGCGAGCAGUGCGUAAUCUCCUUUCUGUGGAGAGAGACUGGGACAGUAUUUGUUAGUUCUGCGCAUUUCAUGAGGAGGUUCUUCAAAAGUCACGUAAAUUAUAGUUUGAAAUUGUGGUAUUUAUUGGGUAUUUCAAAGACCUAACACUAAUGCUGUUGCAAUGGGAACCCAAAAGAGGACAGUAAAGUGAUCUGUGUGAUACUGGCCUACAUGGUGCUCAGUGCUUCAGUGGGACUCCAUCUUUGAGCAUAAUUUGCCGCAUACUUUUUCUUCAGCAGACAGUGAGUGAAAGAUGGUAAACCCAAAAAUGUGAAGACAAGUUAUUAUUGGUAAAUACAAAUAUGAAUGUUGCUGCCUGCUCAAAGAAAUUAAUCCCGCUUUUUUUUUUUUUUUUUUUAAAGGGCUAAAAUGACCAUUGUCAGCAGCAUGGUGAGAGAGUGGUUAGCACAUCCGCCUCACAGUUCUGAGGACCAGGGUUCAAAUGCGGCCUCGCCUGUGUCUAGUUUGCAUGUUCUCCGCGUCCCUGCGUGGGUUUUCUCCGGGUACUCCGGUCUCCUCCCACAUCCCAAAAACAUGCACGGUAGGUUAAUUGAAGACUCUAAAUUGUCCGUAGGUGUGAAUGUGAGUGAGAAUGGUUGUUUGUUUAUAUGUGCCCUGCGAUUGGCUGGCAACCACUUCAGGGUGUUCCCUGCAUCCUACCCGAAAUCAGAUGGGAUAGGCUCCAGCAUACACGUGACCCUAGUGAGGAAAAGCGGUGUAGAAAAUGGAUGGAUGGAUGGAUGAUCGUGGCCAUUAAUCAACCCCCCACCCACCGACCCACCCACCGCCGCCUCCCACCCCCACCAAGGUGCCAGUGUCUGUAAGUCAUCAAUGCACAGCCGCUUUCCAUUUAAGUGUACGAAAUAUUCCACUUUACUUUGCCUUGGGCCAGUAUAUGUGUGGCAUCGUGGCUUAACCAACUAAAAGUAAGAGAAUUACUUUCUACCUCAGUAAUCCAGACUCUACUCCAUCUCCAAUAUUAAGUGUCAGAAGUAAACAUUUGUCUCACAUGGUGUUCGGCACACUUUUUUUUAAAUUUUUAUUUUUUUU
Phycodurus eques (leafy seadragon) is the source of this 2602-nucleotide messenger RNA. RefSeq names its product UDP-GlcNAc:betaGal beta-1,3-N-acetylglucosaminyltransferase 7 (gene b3gnt7). The transcript is spliced from 2 exons. NCBI's taxonomy places the organism in Eukaryota, Metazoa, Chordata, Actinopteri, Syngnathiformes, Syngnathidae. The coding region runs from base 58 to 1443 and encodes 461 amino acids. Gene Ontology annotation, cellular component: membrane. The record is from RefSeq and is a predicted model, not a curated record. Gene Ontology annotation, molecular function: hexosyltransferase activity.